Onthophagus taurus is the source of this 3313-nucleotide messenger RNA. RefSeq names its product protein kinase C-binding protein NELL1. Gene Ontology annotation, molecular function: heparin binding; calcium ion binding; protein binding. NCBI's taxonomy places the organism in Eukaryota, Metazoa, Arthropoda, Insecta, Coleoptera, Scarabaeidae. The record is from RefSeq and is a predicted model, not a curated record.
CGCUCAGUGGCGAAUGGUCAUAUUUCGAGCGCGGACGGACCAACGGUGUUCUUCGGCUGCGGCCUGAACGAUAAAAUCAGAAGACACCACUAAAGACGACCAAAAUCGAGGAGACUUCUUUGCCAUAAAUCAACCGCCGAAGACAUUGUACCAAUACAUCACGGUCGUAAUGUGCGUGACAACGUGACGGCGUCGCCGAGGUGUGCAGUGCUCCGCAGUACUGAAAGAUGGGGUGCUCCUUCAUCAUUUCUUCGGGGUGACUUCGGGGUGGAAAGCCGCGAAGAAGGGACAUGGCCUGCUACCUAUUCGCGGCUACGGUCACUUUGCUGUGGCUCGCCUCAGCUACUGGCCUCGAUCCCUUAAAUCAAUACUUCGACCUGUUCGAAUCUCUGGAUCUGCACAAUACGUCUCGGCCUGGUGUUAGAGGUUAUUACGAUAAACUUCCACAUCAAUUGGUGCCUGCAUAUUCACUACAAGGAAACGACCGGGAGUUAAAGCUACCGUCUAGUGCUUUGAAGAAGAUUGUGAAUUUGCUGCAGGAUUCAAACGAAUUUACGAUUUCGGCGUAUGUGCGUCAAGAAGUGCAAAAUGUGGGUGCUAUAGUGAGUUUCGCGCGCGGCGACAACCGUUACUUGGAAUUGCAAUCGAGCGGGCGAAAAAAUGAGAUUCGGUUCCAUUACACAUCGGCAGUGGACUCGAAAGUGUACGUGGAGACAUUUCCGUAUCGGCUCGCGGACAACGAGUGGCACCAAGUGGUUGUGUCCGUGUCGGGUUGGCAGGUCCAACUCUUCGUGGACUGCAAGUCGCUUUAUAAGCGUCUGCUACGUCCAGGCGUUUUGGCCAAGAACUUUUCCGAUACCCAGCUAUGGGUUGGCCAACGCUACAAUCUCUUCUCCUUCAAGGGUGCCAUGCAGGAGGUGCGGGUGAUAACAGGUCCUCUAAGCUACUUGACGGCGUGCCCAGCUGCGGAUGGUUCGUGCCCAACUUGCGGACAAUUCAGCUUACUACAGGAUACGGUGGUGGAGCUACGACGGAGACUAACGGAGCUUUCCGAAAGGUUGGUAGCAGCGGAGGGGCGUAUCAGUAGGGUGGAAGAGUGCGACUGCCAGAAGUCCUGCCUACGCAACGGGACCAUUCAUGUCGACGGAGAAACAUGGAAGGAGGGCUGUGACCACUGCACUUGCGUGCAUGGUGAAGUAAAAUGUCGACCAACAGAGUGUCCGCCUGCAGAUUGCAAAUAUCCAGUAACACUUAACGGUUCCUGCUGCCAAACCUGUUUAAAAAAAUGUUACAUGUUAGGUAAAUUCUACGACGAUGGCGUUUACGUUCCCUUAAAACCUUGUACCGGAUGUAUUUGCAACAACGGAAAUAUGAACUGUACGAAGAUAGACCCGAACACUUGUCCACCAUUACCCUGUCCACCAGAAGAACAAUUCAGUAGAAGAGAUGAAUGUUGCAAAGCAUGCCAAGGAGUGGAUUAUUGUGCUAAAGGAGACUUUUGCCAUGCUAACGCUACAUGUCGAAAUUUAAUGACAACUCAUGCUUGUCACUGCAAUGUUGGCUUUCAAGGAGACGGCUAUAAAUGCGAGGACAUCGACGAGUGUCUAGAGGAAGGAGGUCUUCACGGUCAUCACUGUCAUCUUAACACGAAAUGCGUCAAUAUCAUAGGGUCGUAUGAAUGCGAAUGUCUUCCGGGAUACAAGAGGGUGGACAAAUUCAAUUGCGCAGAAUUGGACGAAUGCAGUUCGGGGAAACACGAAUGCGACGUCAACGCAAAUUGUAUUAACACCCAAGGGAGCUACCAUUGCGUUUGUAGGGAUGGUUAUAUCGGCGAUGGAAGAAAUUGUAGACCGGUUUGUCUUCAAGGUUGUCUUAAUGGAGGAACUUGUGUACGACCGGGGAAGUGUUUGUGCAGGCAUGGAUACACAGGAAGGAGUUGCGAAAAAGAUGUUAAUGAGUGCGCAACAAACACUCACGGUUGUAAAGGAUCCUCAGUUUGUGUAAAUAUGAUUGGGUGGUAUUAUUGUCAAUGUAAACCUGGGUAUUUUAGCCCAGUUGAAAAUAACGCGUUAGGAGAAUAUUGCCAAGAUGUGGAUGAGUGUCAAUCAGGAGAACAUACUUGCCACCCAACUGCUCAAUGCAGAAACUCAAACGGUGGUUUCUUUUGUGUUUGCCCCGAUCAAGCAAAAGACUGCCUAAAUUGUAUCUAUAAAGGCCAAGAAAUUAAUCAUGAUCAAUACGUAAUUCCGGAAGAUAAACCAUGCACUAGGUGUUCGUGCAAUUAUGGAGUAGUAACGUGCGAAGAACCUGCGUGUAACUGUUCGUUACCCGGAAGUGAAACGAACGAAUGUUGUCCGCAGUGUAAUCCUAAAUUAGGAUGUCGCCAUCAAAAGCUUUCAAAUGUAAUUUUUCGACACGGAGAACAUUGGUCGUACGAUUGCCAACAUUGCGAAUGUGAAAGAGGUGAAAUCGACUGUUGGGAUAUGAAGUGUCCUCCUCUUCCAUGCAAGAAUCCCAUUAAAGGUGAUUCAGACUGUUGCCCACAUUGCGAUGACUUCGAUCUUUGUUCCUUGGGGAACGUGUCUUUAGCGGCAUCUGGUCGACCGUGUUUUUACCACGGGAAGCAGUAUAAUUCGGGCGCACAAAUCUUGAAUCCAGAUGACCCGUGCGUGUCAUGCGACUGUAAGGUGCCGUUCUGCGCCCAUCUGGUGAGCAAUGUCGCGUGUUGUGUGCAUCGGACGGAAGCCUUUGUUGCAGCUAUAGCGACAAUUGCAAUGACAAUAACGAAGGAGUCUCUCGACAAUAUAUUAGUGCAAGUGAUAGCGAGAGUGCAUUGGUUAGUGACGUUCCGCGACGCAUUAACGACGGUGACGUUUCGACGCCUGAUGGCGGUUGAAAAUAGCGGGGUGCGGUGAGGUGAAAAGUUACACCGACGGUCUCUACAUUCCUCGGAAGGCAUCAUAAUAGGACUUACAGUAUAAAUUUUUCGGUGCGAAACGGCGGAGAUUGCGGAGGCGAGAAGAAAAUAACAGGAAAAUAAAAAAUAAGUAAAAUGUAAUGUAAAGCGAAACAAAAAUAAAACCGAUAGAAAAAAAAUGUAGAUAAGGCGACUAAAUACUACUAAGAAAUUGAAAAAAUUAAUAAAAAUAGAGCAGUACCCGCCUGCCGCUUGCUAGGCCAUCUUUUUAAAUGAAAAAAAAGUGUCUUCCUAGUUAAUCUAGCCAGGCAGAUUGAAAUAAUCGAUGCAGCUUUUAUUAUUGUUGUUAAACUGACGCCCAGCUGCAAAAAUAAUAAGUAAAACGAAAAAAAAAUA